Messenger RNA from Mesocestoides corti, 441 nucleotides. The record is from the annotation of a GenBank genome assembly. NCBI's taxonomy places the organism in Eukaryota, Metazoa, Platyhelminthes, Cestoda, Cyclophyllidea, Mesocestoididae.
AUGCAAGGAAGUGUUGCUCCGAAAUUUAAACCCGGCAUCACUAGUACACCAGUGUCUAAUACCCGGGGUCCACAACAGCGGCCUGUAGAUUUGAACAGUUCGGUCGCGUCCGCUCGGUCUGUAAGAAAGCACGCCCAUCCACCCAAACGUCGAACAGACGAGGACAAGGGAUUCACAUAUCGUUAUUCUGACCGUCUUGUUCGAAUUGCGGAGACUGCCGGACCCGCAGGCGUGCCUAACGCCACUAACUCCAACACGAAUAAUGAGAGACCAACCCCCGUUGUAGUGCGAAAGAAGAGGAAGAAUCGGGCGCUGAUGGAAAUCCGUGUCCUGCAGAGCACAACCAAUCUGCUAUUACGAUUUUCAGGUCUGACCUAUCGGCAUUUUGCAUGCGCUUUGGCAGAUGUUAAGAUCACUAUUAGUCUCCGAAAGAAUCGUUAA